Messenger RNA from Ostertagia ostertagi, 477 nucleotides. The record is from the annotation of a GenBank genome assembly. Lineage: Eukaryota; Metazoa; Nematoda; Chromadorea; Rhabditida; Trichostrongylidae.
CAAGUAUGCAGAACACGAGCAUCUAAACGAGUUCACCAUAUUGCUAAUCUGACAACAGCUUUAACGGUUCUGCGACGAAGAGGUCUUGAACUGGUGAACAACAAUGCCAGUGACAUCGCAGAUGGCAACCCUCGCAUUGUCUUGGGGCUCAUAUGGCAGAUCAUCCUUCAUUUUCAGAUGUACUUCCGUGUACGCCGAGAGUUCAUUGAAUAUCGUAGCCUAUACAAUACUAUUAUGGCUACAAAAUUGAACUAUACUAUUGAAGAGUUAUCCUUAAUCCAAGAGAGAUGGGAAAUUAUACGUAAUAAUCUCGAAGCAACCGCAGUGAACGCAGAAAAACGACUACCUAAGCCGUAUUCUUCACUUUCCGUCUGGACAGCUACCGGUCAAUCAAUUAUCAACACUCCGCUGAAUCUGCCAACGGAAAAUCCACAGAAAUGUCUUGUUAUAUUGCAGAAAAUGAUCUCAGAGCACAAC